Messenger RNA from Paramecium tetraurelia, 771 nucleotides. RefSeq lists its product as uncharacterized. The record is from RefSeq and is a predicted model, not a curated record. The transcript has 2 exons. Gene Ontology annotation, molecular function: protein binding. NCBI's taxonomy places the organism in Eukaryota, Ciliophora, Oligohymenophorea, Peniculida, Parameciidae.
AUGUUAAGACAGGACAAUAACAAGCUAAAUUUGAUGGUCAUAAGAAUUAUGUCUUAUUUGUAUGCUUCUCUCCUGAUGGUUUUGUAUUGGCAUCUAGCAGCGCAGAUGGAUCGAUACUUUUAUGGGAUAUUCAGACAAAACAAUAAUGACCAAUAUUGGAAAAUCAUCUUUAUUGUAUCUAUCAAGUAUGCUUUUCUCCUGAUGGUUCUACAUUAGUAUCUUGUAGCUACGAUAAGUCUAUCUAUUUAUGGGAUGUUAAGAAAAGAUAGCUGUUAAAGAAAUUUGAUGGUCAUAGUAAUUAAGUCCGAUCAGUAUGCUUCUCUCCUGAUGUAAAGAUAAUUCUAUUCUUUUAUGGAAUGUUAUAACAGGACAAUAACGAGCUAAAUUCGAUGGUCAUAGCGAUAAUGUCAGAUCGGUAAGCUUCUCUCCUGGAUGGUUCUACAUUGGCAUCUGGAAGUGAGGAUCUCUCUAUCUGUCUUUGGGAUGCUUCUAUAGGAUAAUUAAAAGCAAAGUUAAAUGAGCAUAGUAAAAUUGUUACUUCAGUAUGCUUCUCACCCUGAUGGUAAUCUAUUGGCAUCUGGUAGCGAUGAUAUGUCUAUCCGUUUAUGGGAGGCUAAAUAUGGAUACACUAUUGUUACUACUAACAAAAAUUAUUAGGAUAGUCUUGAAUAGAAACUUGAAAACAAUUCCUUUACCGAAAAAUGUAAUUAAGUUAACACUAAUCUAACUAUUCUUCUUAUUUCCUAAUAACCAGUAUUCUAAGCUAGAUGA